CCUUCUUCUUUUUCUGUGAGCUUUUUUGGCAGUUUGCAAAUUGAGUUUGUAAAAAAAGUAAAAUCCUGGAAAGAGCAGUGGCUGGCCAGCUCCAACAUCACAUAUCCCACCAUGAGCUCUUUGAACCCCUCCAGUCUGGCUUCAGAACCCACCACAGUACUGAGACUGCCCUCAUUAAAAUCACCAACAACCUUCUAACUGCUGCCGACAAAGGCCUCAUCUCCAUUCUCAUCCUCCUUGACCUCUCAGCAGCCUUUGACACAGUUUCCCACACCAUCCUCCUCAACCGCCUCUCUGAGCUCAUUGACUUCAGUGGCACAGCUCUUUCAUGAAAGGAAAGAGGACGCUGAAGGGCGCUAACUCCAUCCUGGCCCCAGUUAACGCUGGUAUCCCCAGGGAUCUGUGCUCGGCCCUCUCCUCUUCACCAUAUACAUUCUCCCCCUGGGUCAAAUUAUACGUCACCACGGUCUCAGCUUCCACUGCUAUGUUGAUGACGCCUAACUGUACAUUAGCACCAAACCCUCAACUCAGCUUCCACCUGGACCACUUGUCAAUUGUUUGCAAGAAUUUAAAAACUGGAUGACCUCUAAUCUUCUCAAACUAAAUAGCAAUAAAACUGAGCUAAUGGCGGCGGCUCCUAAGCCACUGCUUACCAGGCACUUUCAAUAACUAGAUAUUUAAGUACAGUAUAAAAACAGCUUUGAGAGUGGAAAUUUCAAGCAUCAUCUACAAGGACAUGUAUCUGGAGAUAGAGAGACGAUGGGAGGAUUUAUUGCACACCAAUGGAAGAUAUCAAUCCCUUGACGGGUUGGGACAGAGGUUCUUCGACUUUUCUGUGAUGUCAUACAACAUCCUUUCACAAAAACUUUUAUAUGACAAUGCCCACCUGUACAAGCAUUGUUCCUUACCCAUCCUUAAGUGGAAUUAUCGUUUGAGAAACAUCAUGAAAGAGAUACAAAGGCACAAUGCUGAUAUUUUGUGUCUUCAAGAAGUACAAGAGGAUCACUAUGAAACCCAGGUUAAACCCAGCCUUGAGUCUUUAGGAUACCACUGUGAGUAUAAGAAGCGGACAGGCAAUAAGGUAGAUGGCUGUGCUGUGGUCUUCAAACAAGCGUCCUUCUCCCUUGUGUCUUGUCAUCCUGUGGAGUACUUCAAACGAGAUAUUCCCUUGCUGGACCGAGAUAAUGUGGGCUUGGUGCUACUCCUGAAGCCCAAGCUAGAGAAAGGUAUCACUAAUCAUCUUUGUGUCGCUAAUACACACCUUCUGUACAAUCCGCGGCGUGGGGACAUCAAAUUGACUCAACUUGGACUGCUUCUGGCGGAAAUCAGCCAUGUAUCAAAGCAGUCAGAUGGUAGCACUUGUCCUGUUGUUCUUUGUGGGGACUUUAAUGCUGUGCCCUGGUCUCCACUUUAUCGCUUUAUCAGAGAGAGGAAGCUUGAAUAUCAUGGGAUUCCUGUGGGCAAGGUGUCUGGACAGGAUGAGAAGCGUAAAGGGCAACGCAUUCUUAGUGUGCCCCUCUGGCCCCAAUGUCUGGGAAUUAGUCAGCAGUGCCAAUAUGAGGACCCUUCCCCAAGUUCUAUACGGAGUGGUGAGGGUUCCAGAAUUAACAACAGGUCUUGUAUUGAGCACAGCUUAAAUCUCACCUCUGCCUACUCCCAUCAUUCUUCAAAAAGAGGAAGACCAGAGAUCACAACCUGUCACUCAAAGAGAGCCAUGACUGUGGACUACAUAUUUUAUUCGCCAACAUCAAGAGACACAUCCUUAAAUUCAGUCAAAGGCUCUCUGGUGGAGAAUCGUCCUUCGCUGUGUCACCUCCUCAUAUUCCCUGGCUUUCGGCCAUGGUGUUUGUUGCUGUCCAGGACCUCCUGGCACUGCUGUAAAACCCUAAUCAGACAGGUCCUUCUCCACAUUGGCGGCAACACGUCGAAGAGCCUCUUUUCUUCGUCAUCACUCUACUUGUUGGACAUAAAGGCAGCGUCAGCUCCUUGUAGCUAACGAUUAGGGCUGAACGAUUUUGGAAAAUAAUCUAAUUGUGAUUUUUUUCCCCCCAAUAUUGCGAUUUAAUAUGUGAUUAAUAUUAAGCUCUUUAUCUUCUGUAUUAUUCAACAUAGACAAGCAAUAUAUCAUUCUAUAGUAUGACCAACACAAUAUUAGAUAAAUUAAACAUCAACUGUUCUUUUCUUGGAGCCCAGGCCUAUGUUAUGAAUGAAAUAUUUUUUUUUUAUACAACUAUUUCAGUCACAUUAGUAGGCCUAUUUGUUGAACUUUCAGCCUUGUAAACAUGCAAUAAUUCUUAUAUGUUACAAUUUUAUUUCUGUUUAUACAGUAGAUAUGAUCUGUUUUGUUCGUUAACAGUUACAUGUAGUGGCACUGAAAUGGGUUCUCCUUAUCCCGCUCUCUGUCUCUCAUACACGCUCUCCUCUGUUCUUGCAUGUGAAUUGGAACAAAGUAGAUUGUUGCAGCACAAAAUGCGGCGGAUUGACUGUUCAGUUCGGUGUUCACUAAAGAUUAGCAUCAUCAACACCGCGGUGCAAUACGUAUGCAUGCGAAUUAACUAGUUUAAUUCACAACCGGGAACGUGGCGUGAACGACGGCUGCGUGGUGUUUUCUAUGUCUUUGCUAUGUUUUUUUUCUUCACUGUUUUGAAUGGAAAUGCUUCCAACACGCUUGUGUGGCAUGAAAAAUAGGCGCGAGUCCUAUUCCUAGCAUGCACACGUUUCCAGCGCGGCUCGAGCUGUGCCUGAGACAUGCGUGUCACGCAGGCGGUGUGAAAGCUCUAACCUGUUAACAUGGGAGUCGAAAUAAAAAUGGACACGCCACACAGCUGACAUGCUCACGCCACGCACCCGGUGUGAAACAGGCCUAACGGUAUGUGUCCAUUAUUGCGGCGUGUAGACGCUUGCAGACACCUAGCCCUCUCCCCCGUCACCGCUUGUGGGUGUGUAGUAGGCUAAAGUGUAUGUUGUAACAUUUCAUUUGAUCUAAUUACACAAUGCCAGCUAACGUAGGCUACUAAAGUGGAGGUAGCCUGCUUAAAUCGUAAUACUGUUAACCAAUGCAAGGAAUUUUAACAUCUUUUAUUGAAACACUUUUAUUGAAUAUCACUGACAUGUUCCUCCAAAGCACCUUCUGUCUUGGUUCAAGUCGAGAGACAAGGUCUUUUUGAUAGGGUGCAGUGACGAACUUGUUCUAGACUUAAUGGCUUCGCCACUAUAUACAGUAGCUUCAUAUAUUUUCAUUAAAACAACAUGAUUAUCAGGCGGAACAAAUAUUUCUGUCAGGCUAUUGUUCCAGAUGAUGACUAGAGCAAAGGAGAGAACUUGUUUACAUAAACAGUAAAAGAAAGGCUGGUUUACUGAAGAUGUAACGCCUCGCGUUAACCGCUCUCAUUUGCAUAAAUUUCAGCAGAUGCAGUAGGGGGAAUUAGGAAAUAGAACCAGGACAUGGCAGGUUCCAGCAAAAGUUAAUGAAGAGGUUUAUUUUCAACUAAGUAGCUCUACUGAGACCUUUCUUGCCACUGUUAGCUGGUCCUCUUGUUUUAGUUAGGGAAAGAUAGGCUUAUUUUUCACCAAUCUACAAAAAAAAAAUUCUUACCAAUAACUUUGUGUUCCUAUAGGUGUCUAGUAACACCUCCCAAUUUAUCCACGGCUAAAUCAAACACAUGGAGAAGGGAAACACAUGGAGAGCCCAUUAAAUUUGGGGUGCCCAGAGGGUCUGGGCGAAAAUAUUGAAAACAUUUUGUUUUACCAAUAUUAGCUUUUAAGAUGUCUAACUAGGGGUUUUUAGGGGUGCUGAAUCUAUCAAUUGUUCAAUAAAACCACAUGUUAUGGAUUUUUUAUGGACUUGGAGUAAUUUUUACUCAAAACUAAUGGCUGGGAUAGAUUCAGCACCCCUAAAAACCCUCUGGGCACCCCAAACUUGAUUUGCUCUCGAGGCAUUUCCCUGAGGAAAUUGGGAGGUGUUACUAAACACCUAUAGGAACUAAUAGUAAAAAAAAGCAAUUACAGUUUUUGCCUAUUGCUUACACACUUUUUUCAGAAUUUGGCUCAUUAUGUCAAAACUCUACACACAGCCAAAUAAGACAUAGCACUUAGAUGGAGAUAAACAACUCACAUCACAUCACAGAGUGAGUGAGUAGACUUGACCACUACAGUAGUAAUAGGCGAUGGAAACGAUAUGCAAUAUAAACGAUACAAAACUGGCCUACGAAAGAGAUUUAAUUCUAUUGCAAUAUCGCGAUAAUGCAUGUUGACCCAUGAAAUGUAGAGCCACGAGCUGCAGCCGGAUGCAACACAUCAUCGUCAAGCAAAACAGAGGAGCUGGGGAAAAAGACCGGUGCAACAUCCAUUAUUUGGACUUGUUUUGGAUUUAAGCCAUCCGAUGAGCAGCAGUAAACUAUACCCUGUAGUUCAGAGGUGGGCAAACGGCCCCUCUCACUUUAAUCCGGCCCGCCAAGCAUUUAAUUAGGUUAUCAUAGGCUGCUCGCUAUUUUUUCCUGCAAUAGAUGGCGUUGUGGUUAGCUUUACGGCAAACUGGUUUUCACUCUUCUUUAAGAACAUUUAUAAUAUGUAUGUUACAUAGAGAUGAUACUCUUUGUAAUCUCCAUUGCAGUAGCUCUAACUUGAACGUUAUGCUACUCCAUUUAAUUUGGAACGCGUUUAAGCGCGCACGAGAGAGAAAGAGAGAGCGGCAGGUUCCUGCUGGCUUGUCAUUGUUGAUAAUUGCUAUCUCCUUUUUAUAAGAAACUUAGCAAAGAUCAUUAUGAGAACUAAACGUGUGAACACAAUGCUUUAAGUGACAGUGCACCAUUUAUAAAUGAGUUAAACAGCAUUAAAUUUUAAAAAAUUAUUACUAGCAUAUAAUUAUAUGAAACAUUAAACAUUCGGCCUGCCGGCUAAUUUCAAAACCCAAUGUAGCCCUUGAAAACGUGUACUUGAAAUUUUAUUUUUUUGCAACAUUAUGUUAUAUAAUUACAGUUUUGCACAAUAAAUGUUCU
This is a messenger RNA of Alosa sapidissima (American shad), 4997 nucleotides long. RefSeq names its product angel homolog 2 (Drosophila) (gene angel2). The transcript is spliced from 8 exons. The record is from RefSeq and is a predicted model, not a curated record. Bases 737 to 1996 code for a protein of 419 amino acids. Gene Ontology annotation, molecular function: mRNA 3'-UTR binding; 3'-5'-RNA exonuclease activity. Lineage: Eukaryota; Metazoa; Chordata; Actinopteri; Clupeiformes; Clupeidae. Gene Ontology annotation, biological process: 3'-UTR-mediated mRNA stabilization.